Messenger RNA from Heterocephalus glaber (naked mole-rat), 3173 nucleotides. RefSeq names its product protein phosphatase 1 regulatory subunit 37 (gene Ppp1r37). Lineage: Eukaryota; Metazoa; Chordata; Mammalia; Rodentia; Bathyergidae. Gene Ontology annotation, molecular function: protein binding. The record is from RefSeq and is a predicted model, not a curated record.
GGGGAUCAAACGCAGGACCUCGCGCUUGCCAGGCAGGAGCUAUGCCACUGAGCUAAAUCCCCGGCCCUGUAAUUUAGAUUUUAUGCAGCGCUGCCAAGAUACCUAGAACUGCUGAUGAAACUGCAGUCCGCAAAUCUAAGGCUAGACUCUAGACUAAAGACAGCAGCGGAUUCAGUGUCCGGACAGGAUCCCUCUGUCAACACCCGUCACCUACUCUUCGGCCUCUAGCGAAAGUGCGACUACGAACGAGCAGGCACGCACGGGCUCGGCGGAGGCGCGCUUGGGCUCCCGGCGACGACGACAACGACCAGGAGAGGGGACGGAGGCGGCGCCUGAAGCAGCGGCGGAGCCCAUGCCCCGGGACGGCGGGUGGGCCCGGAGAGACGAGUCCGGGGCCCGGGGCAUGUCCCCGGGGCCCCCGUGAGGAGGCGGCGGCGGCGAUGGAGAUCCCGCCGCAGGAGGCGCCGCCCGAGCUGGGCGCCGACCCCGAAACCGAAGCCGAAGCCGAAGCCGACGCCGAGGAGGCCCCCGCUGAGGCCGAGUCUCCCAGCCCUUCAUCGCCCCCGGCCGACGGGCGCCUCAAGGCUGCAGCCAAGCGCGUCACAUUUCCAUCGGACGAGGACAUCGUAUCCGGAGCAGUGGAGCCCAAAGACCCCUGGAGACAUGCCCAGAACGUGACGGUGGAGGAGGUGAUCAGCGCCUACCGGCAGGCCUGCCAGAAGCUCAACUGCAGGCAGAUCCCUAAGCUGCUCCGGCAGCUGCAGGAGUUCACAGACCUUGAGCACCGCAUUGACUGCCUGGACCUGAAAGGGGAGAAGCUGGACUACAAGACCUGCGAGGCGCUGGAAGAGGUCUUCAAGAGGCUGCAGUUCAAGGUCGUGGACCUGGAGCAGACAAACCUGGACGAAGAUGGUGCCUCAGCCCUGUUCGACAUGAUCGAGUACUAUGAGUCGGCCACCCACCUCAACAUCUCCUUCAACAAGCACAUUGGCACCCGGGGCUGGCAGGCCGCCGCCCACAUGAUGCGGAAGACCAGCUGCCUGCAGUACCUGGACGCCCGCAACACGCCACUGCUGGACCACUCGGCACCCUUCGUGGCCCGUGCCCUGCGCAUCCGCAGCAGCCUGGCCGUGCUGCACUUGGAGAACGCCAGCCUGUCGGGGCGGCCGCUCAUGCUGCUGGCCACAGCCCUGAAGAUGAACAUGAACCUGCGGGAGCUAUACCUGGCCGACAACAAGCUCAAUGGCCUGCAGGACUCAGCCCAGCUGGGCAACCUGCUCAAGUUCAACUGCUCCCUGCAGAUCCUGGACCUGCGCAACAACCAUGUGCUGGACUCUGGUCUGGCCUACAUCUGCGAGGGCCUCAAGGAGCAGAGGAAGGGGCUGGUGACCCUGGUGCUGUGGAACAACCAGCUCACACACACGGGCAUGGCCUUCCUGGGCCUGACACUGCCGCACACACAGAGCCUGGAGACGCUGAACCUGGGCCACAACCCCAUCGGGAACGAGGGCGUGCGGAACCUCAAGAACGGGCUCAUUGGCAACCGCAGCGUGCUGCGCCUGGGCCUGGCCUCCACCAAGCUCACCUGCGAGGGCGCGGUGGCGGUGGCGGAGUUCAUCGCCGAGAGCCCCCGCCUCCUGAGACUGGACCUGCGGGAGAACGAGAUCAAGACGGGCGGGCUUAUGGCACUGUCCUUGGCCCUCAAGGUGAACCACUCCCUGCUGCGCCUGGACCUUGACCGAGAGCCCAAGAAGGAGGCGGUGAAGAGCUUCAUUGAGACUCAGAAGGCGCUGCUGGCCGAGAUCCAGAACGGCUGCAAGCGCAACUUCGUGCUGGCGAGGGAGCGGGAGGAGAAGGAGCAGCAGCUGCAGCUGUCAGCCUCCAUGCCCGAGAUCACGGUCACCGGGCCGCAGCCCCUCGGGGAGUCCGGGGAUGUGCCCGCUACCUCGGUGCAGAACGGGGCCCCCAGUUCAGGGCCCAGCCCAGAUUCAGACUCAGACUCAGUCUCGGACGGGGAGGAGGAGGAAGAGAAGGACGAGCAGAGGAAAGAGGCGGGCAGUGGGCAGAGCCCCUUGGCCCCCUGCCCUGCCCUGGUGGCCCCCACGGACUCUCUGGGCCCUGGGGACAGGAGCCCCCCAGGCAGCCCCUCCUCCCCCACCGAGCAGCGGAUUUCUGUGUCCAGCCCGGGCCGGGGUCACAAGGUGUUUGUGGUGACCCGGGUGGAGAGUCCACCCGAGAGGGCAGAGCCCCCCAGCCUUGCCUCCCCUCCCUCCCCAGCCCUGUCCCCCAGCCCUGUCUUCCCGCCAGCCAAGCCCAUUGGCACCCAGGAUCCAGGGUCAUCUGAGCCGGAGACACUUCAGUCAGGGCCACCAUUGCCCAAUGGCCUGAAGCCUGAGUUUGCCCUCGCGCUUCCCCCAGAGCCACCCCCGGGGCCUGAGGCCAAGGGAGGCAGCUGCGGCCUGGAGCACGAGCUGCGCUGCCCGCAGGAUGAGAAGGCGCUGGAGGAGCUGCUUCUGGAGGCCAGUCAGGAGGCCACACAGGAGACACUGUGACACUUUCCUUUUUUCUGGUCAGUCUUGGAUGAGCUGAGGCCAGAGCCAUGAGAAGCUGAGGCCAGAGCCAUGAGAAUCUGCUCGCCCUCACCCCAGCCCUCCUGAGGCCCAGGAUGCCAAGGCCAGGAGCACCCCAGGACCCUGCCCCAGGAACACUGCGGCCUCGAGGCAGUGGCGCAUCUAUUUAUGUGUCUGCCACUGGAGGACUUGGGCUGGGGUGGACGGGGGAGGAGGGGGAGGCGGCCUCAGGGCCGCUCUGGUCCUGGAGAGCCUACUCAGCCCAGCCUGCUGUGUCAAGGGCAGGAGUCCAAGGUGGCCGGUGGCCCCCUUGACCCCACCGGGGACCAAGCAGGAGGCAUGGGUGGUGGAAGUUCCCAGGAUGCCCCAGGUGGGGUGUGGGCCGGGCGGGUGGGGCUGGGUGCAAAGGGGCAGAGCUUUCUUUCUCUUAAGUGCAAUAAAUCUAUCAGGGAGCUGGGGCAGCAGCGGGCGUCUGGGGACCCCGCUGCUCAGGCCAUUGCGGCUGUGCCCUGGAAGGCACUACAACCUCGGGCGGGCGGGCGGGGGUGACUGUCGGUGCGGCCCUGUUCACACCUUUUCUAAUAAAGGGGCUGGGUUCACCAC